CCCAACUGUGCACAAGAGGCCCAAUAGAACCCAAUUCAGAGUUAAUGGGACAUUUUAGUAAAUAAAUAGUGAGGUAGUAGUUAGGGUUUUCCCUCUCUGUUCACAAGUUUCGUUUCCAGGUUUCGGCGCAAUCGGCUUCUGCUUCAAGGAAGGAGAGCUUGUUAUUCUCUAUCAACAAGUAAAAUGUCAGGUGAAGAGGGUGUCAUUGCAGUUGAGCCAGCUGCUGCUGCUGCUGCCAUCCCAGGCGAGCCAAUGGAUAUCAUGACUGCCUUACAACUUGUGCUCAGAAAAUCUCUGGCUUAUGGUGGUUUGUCGCGUGGCCUUCAUGAAGGUGCAAAAGUGAUUGAGAAGCAUGCUGCACAACUCUGUGUUCUUGCAGAAGACUGUGACCAGCCUGACUAUGUUAAACUGGUUAAGGCCCUUUGUGCAGAGCACAAUGUUAGCCUGCUGACAGUUCCGAGUGCAAAGACCCUUGGAGAAUGGGCUGGUUUGUGCAAGAUUGAUUCCGAAGGAAAAGCAAGGAAGGUUACUGGUUGCUCCUGUGUGGUUGUGAAGGAUUUCGGUGAGGAGCAUGAAGCCUAUAACGUCGUUCUGCAGCAUGUGAAAUCUCAAUGAGUUGCAAGAUUCAUAGAUUUUAUGCACUUCACAUUUUCAUUUUGGGUUAUUCCUUGAGAAUGAAUUUUGCCUUGUGGCUGGAUUAUAUCUACCUUGGGUUUUGAUUGUUUAAUAUGACUUUGCCACAUUCUCAAUGUUGCUGUUACUUUUUUUUAUCCUCUGAUGCAUUGCUGUGGCUCUAAUUAGGAACUCUUGUUUCACAUUAAUCAUAUAAAGUAGAAGUUAAGAAUUUGGCCCUUUAUUUGGCAUUAAUGUUAA
Molecule: messenger RNA, 873 nt
Organism: Glycine soja
Lineage: Eukaryota; Viridiplantae; Streptophyta; Magnoliopsida; Fabales; Fabaceae
Product: 40S ribosomal protein S12-like
Exons: 5
Coding region: 184-615 (143 amino acids)
Biological process (GO): translation
Cellular component (GO): ribosome; cytosolic small ribosomal subunit
Molecular function (GO): structural constituent of ribosome
Source: RefSeq, a predicted model, not a curated record